This is a messenger RNA of Rhea pennata, 451 nucleotides long. It is a transcript of the gene ATP5MJ, whose product is annotated as ATP synthase membrane subunit j. Bases 110 to 280 code for a protein of 56 amino acids. Gene Ontology annotation, cellular component: mitochondrion. NCBI's taxonomy places the organism in Eukaryota, Metazoa, Chordata, Aves, Rheiformes, Rheidae. The record is from RefSeq and is a predicted model, not a curated record. The transcript has 4 exons.
CCGCGUCGCUCGUUGGCGCUUCCCUUCCCAGCGUACCCCGCGGCGGCGGCGCAGGCGCUUCUCCGCUCGGUGACCUUCGCUGCCGGCGCGCGCGCUCCUGCCGUUAACGAUGUUGCAGAGCAUGGUUCCAAAGUCAGUCAGAGCCAUGAAAUUCUAUUUCACUACCGUUUAUCAAGAAAUAUGGGUUGGCGUAGCAUUAACAGCUUAUGUCUAUUACAAAAUUUCAUAUGGUGGCAAAAAAGCAGUGGCAGACAAGUCCUCCAGUGCUGGCCAUCAUUAGAGAUCUCUUUUCUUGGAGUAUGAGCUUGGUGAUUCAUCAGCUUUGCUGUAAAUGAAGCAAGUUACCACCAUAGGGAAGUUAAUAUAGUUCUAGAACUGUUCCUAAUCCAUCUGCUGUAUUACAGAAAGAAUAAACAUAUGGAGUAAGAAGGAAUUAAACUUGUUGAAUGAA